Auanema sp. JU1783 is the source of this 1071-nucleotide messenger RNA. The record is from the annotation of a GenBank genome assembly. Lineage: Eukaryota; Metazoa; Nematoda; Chromadorea; Rhabditida; Rhabditidae.
AUGCUUGCCCACAGAACAACUGCAUAUUUACUAUUAUCACGUCCGUCUACUUCCGCAGUUCUUUCGGUUUAUGAUAGGAAAUGUUCUGUGAAUUCAGCCGCUCAAGAAGUGAGAAAGUUCAGUAUACCUAGAGCUGCUGAGCUUGUAGCUAAAGCUCCUCAGAAAUGGCAACCGUAUUUGGCUUUAAUGAGAGCCGAUAAGCCCAUAGGUACUUGGUUAUUAUACUGGCCUUGUACAUGGUCAAUAGCUUUGGCCACGCCGGCGGGUGAGCUUCCUUCGUUAUACUAUUUGUCUCUUUUCGGAGCCGGAGCGUUUCUUAUGAGAAGUGCUGGAUGUGUUAUAAACGAUCUCUGGGAUAAAGACUUUGAUAAGAAAGUUGAACGCACCAAAAUGCGCCCUUUGGCAUGUGGAUCAGUUUCAACAAAACAAGCUGUAGCAUUACUUGGCGGGCUACUGACUACUUCACUAGGAAUAUUAUUACAGUUAAACUGGUUCAGUGUCGCUGUGGGAGCGUCUUCGAUGUUGCUGGUUGUUGGGUAUCCAUUGGCCAAGAGAUACACAUAUUGGCCUCAGUUUGUAUUAGGUGCUACAUUGAAUUGGGGUGUUCUUAUAGCGUGGGCACAGAUGACUCCAACUCAGGAGUUUUUCAAUGUUCUCCCUUUGUACAUAUCUACUGUUCUUUAUACCGUUAUCUACGACACAAUUUACAGUCACCAGGAUAAGCAUGACGACAUCAUGAUAGGUGUCAAGUCAACAGCUUUAAGGUUUGGUGAUAAAACCAAGCAAUGGCUCACAGGAUUCGGAACUGUCAUGAUGGGUAGUUUAGCAAGUGUUGGAUAUUUAGCUGAUCAAACUUGGCCAUAUUACUUAGGAUUAGGAGGUACAGCUGCGCAUUUAGCUUGGCAGAUAGGUACAGUCGAUAUCAACAACGGAGAAGAUUGUUGGAAGAAAUUCAAAUCAAACUCUUGGAUCGGCUCCAUACUCUUUGCUGGUAUCGUUUUCGGAAACCUUGCAAAAGAAAAAGAAGAAACGAAAGUGUUAGUUGAUGAUGUAGACGGUAGCUCUGACUAG